Molecule: messenger RNA, 1113 nt
Organism: Aspergillus luchuensis
Lineage: Eukaryota; Fungi; Ascomycota; Eurotiomycetes; Eurotiales; Aspergillaceae
Product: pirin family protein
Exons: 2
Coding region: 1-1113 (370 amino acids)
Source: RefSeq, a predicted model, not a curated record
AUGGACGGCGCUGGCAUUUGCUGGUUGGGCCCCUUAGUCAGUCUUACCCCAUGCUUACUUACCCAUCCGCGCCCCGCCCGAGCCAAUCCCGGAUCGCCGGCCAGGAGUAUAAAGUCGAUCAGCGAUCUAGACAAGCGACGAAAUACUUUCUUCAGAAUGCAAAUUGCAACACCAUCCUACCUCUUCUUAUUCUUUGUUCCUCUAAUAUUGCUCCUCAUCAAGUCAAUUCUUCCCACCAAUUCCGUUAUGUCCAAACCUCUCGCCCACGCUUCCAUUGUCGCCCGUCGCUCCAGUGAGCGCGGGUACGCCGAACACGGCGGCUGGCUCAAAAGCUUCCACACCUUCAGUUUUGCCAGUUACUAUGACCACCGCUUUAACAACUUUGGCAGUCUGCGCGUUCUCAAUGAGGACCGUGUAGCGGCUCGUAAUGGAUUCCCAACCCACCCUCACCGCGAUGCCGAAAUCUUCAGCUACAUCCUCAACGGAGAGCUCACGCACCGCGAUAGCAUGAUCAAAAAGGGUGCGGAAGGCGCCCAGGGCAAGCAAUUCUACCGCAUGAAGCGUGGCGACGUUCAAUUCACCACUGGUGGAACAGGAAUCGCACACUCCGAACAAAACGAAUCCAACAAGCCCGUCCACUUCCUCCAGAUCUGGGCUCUGCCCUGGAAAUAUGGCCUCAAGCCCCAAUACCACACCCGCACAUUCGACGAAGCCGCCAAGCGCAAAGCAUUCGUCCCGAUCCUCUCCCCGCUGGCUGCCGGGCCCGAAGCAACCCCUGCCGACGAGGAAGCCGCCGUCCCUAAGAUCCCAGACACGAUCCCGAUUCACGCAGACUUUGUGAUGGGCGCGGGAAUCAUUGAACCCGGGCAGAAGUUCCAGUGGACUGUUGGUGCUGGCGAAGACGUGGUUAGCCGCAAGAAGAAGAGGAACGUGUAUGUGCAUUUGCCCAUGACGAAGAACGGCAAGGCCCAGAUCCGGUUGGAUCAUCGGGACGAGGCGGUUCUGAGUGAGGGUGAUGGAGCGUUCAUCACAGGGGUGAAUGCGGGUGAUGUGCUGAGUGUGGAGAGUGUUGGGGAUGCUGAGGCUGAGGUUAUUGUUUUGGAUAGUGAUUAG